Messenger RNA from Lactuca saligna, 877 nucleotides. Lineage: Eukaryota; Viridiplantae; Streptophyta; Magnoliopsida; Asterales; Asteraceae. The record is from the annotation of a GenBank genome assembly.
CACACAAUUCAGGCGUCACCGAAGAAAUAAAUGUCAUGCGUUCCAUAGGUUUGACGUGCGACGAUACCACAUUUUUCUUUUAAAUUUAAGUACAACAAGUUUAGGGUGCGUUACAGUAAACAUCACAAACUGUAAGGUGCACAUCUGGCUAUCUUUCAUCUGAUAUUCCCUAUAUAUAUUCUGUAAAAAAGGAAAAACAAAAUUUGUAUCGAAAUUUUCUGAAGAAAAUCUUAGCAAUUGAAGCAAACAAAGAUGCCUUUGAAAAUGGUGGACGCAACCUUAUCGACCUUCAACACCGUUUUCGAGAAAUUCAAAUCCGAAGCACCAAACAACAAAAGCAAUCUCAUCUUGUUCUUGGCUGAUAUCGAACCUUCCACUAAUCUCAGUUGGUGCCCUGAUUGUGUGCGAGCUGAACCAGUUAUAUACAAAAAACUGGAAUCAUCAAGUGAUGACGUGGCGCUCCUUAGGGCUUAUGUGGGAGACAGACCCACGUGGAGGAACCCACAGCACCCAUGGAGGGUGGACUCCAAGUUCAAGCUAAAAGGAGUCCCGACUCUAAUCCUUUGGGAAAAUGGUGAGGUUAAAGGUCGCCUUGAAGACCAUGAAGCCCAUAUUGAACGCAAGAUUGAUGCCCUAAUUGCUACCAAAUAACCAUAUGAUAUCUUCUAAGUGUUUCCAAUAAGGUUUUAAUUACUUGACUAAUUAUAUGUUUAGACUCUUCGAUGAAGGUAAUAAUAAUGUAUUGAGGUUAUGAUAUCCAAUUAAUGUGCUAAAUCGAGGGUUUGAAAGUUUUAUCCACAAUAGCAUUGUGCUUUUUAAGCAUCGAGGUUUAAUAAGAAAUGAAAGUAAGAUGCUAUAUCAAACAAUAAAAUGAAAG